Populus nigra (black poplar) is the source of this 1239-nucleotide messenger RNA. Its product is annotated as protein GID8 homolog. The record is from RefSeq and is a predicted model, not a curated record. Gene Ontology annotation, cellular component: nucleus; cytoplasm. Gene Ontology annotation, biological process: proteasome-mediated ubiquitin-dependent protein catabolic process. Gene Ontology annotation, molecular function: protein binding. Bases 285 to 965 code for a protein of 226 amino acids. The transcript is spliced from 7 exons. NCBI's taxonomy places the organism in Eukaryota, Viridiplantae, Streptophyta, Magnoliopsida, Malpighiales, Salicaceae.
AUCAGUAAACAGAAUAAACUCUCUUCCAAGGCAGAGCAAAGCAAAACAAAAAAAAAGCAACUAAUCUCCUUCUCGAAGGUUUCUCUCUCGCGCAAAAUACUUCCCAGAAAGUGGAUAUUUUCCCGGAAAAUCGAAACCCAAUACACUCUUGAAAUCUUAGUUUCAAUACAGUUAGGGCUUUUGGCUUUCUGAGAGAAGUGGAAUCCAGUGGAUUACGGACGGUGGUGGUGCUAGUGCACUGAUGUAACUGGGUUGUAAUUGGUGAACUUGUGGAAAUUGAAGCAAUGGCUAUGUCAAAAAAGGUGAUUACAAGAGAAGAGUGGGAAAGAAAGCUUAAUGAUGUAAAAAUUAGGAAAGAAGACAUGAAUAAAUUGGUGAUGAACUUUCUUGUUACGGAAGGUUACGUGGACGCUGCUGAGAAAUUUCAGAUGGAAUCUGGAGCUGAACCAGAUAUAGAUCUUGCAACUAUUACAGAUCGAAUGGCUGCUAAGAAGGCUGUGCAGUGUGGAAAUGUUGAGGAUGCGAUUGAGAAAGUGAAUGAUUUAAAUCCUGAGAUACUGGAUACAAAUCCGCAACUGUUUUUCCAUCUCCAGCAACAGAGAUUGAUAGAACUGAUUCGCAAUGGCAAAGUAAAUGAGGCUUUGCAGUUUGCUCAGGAGGAACUUGCUCCAAGGGGAGAAGAAGAUCAUAGCUUUUUAGAAGAACUGGAGAGGACUGUUGCGCUGCUGGCUUUUGAAGAUGUUUCUAACUGCCCUGUUGGAGAUCUUUUGGAUAUUUCACAACGCCUUAAGACAGCAAGUGAGGUGAAUGCAGCUAUCCUUACAAGCCAGAGUCAUGAAAAAGAUCCAAAGCUUCCAAGCUUGUUAAAAAUGUUGCUAUGGGCUCAGAACCAACUUGAUGAGAAAGCUGCAUAUCCUCGAAUAAAGAAUUUAUCUACUGCCAUGCUCGAAGACCCUGCAGUUUGAGCUGCUCGCAAGUUCUCGUGGAAGAUUUCGCUUGGUCAAGAUUGCACAUGCAGAAACUGGAUGAUGGAAGGACAAAAUGUCUGUGCUUCUAUUACAAUGACUUUAGGCAGUCAGUGAUCUGUGGGAUGCUACUGUUUUACAAUUUGUUCGUUGUUCAUUCUCCUCUAUUCCAAAUCCUUGCACAGUAGAUAUGUUUACACGAUUUGCCUUCUUUAAAGUUGUGGAUUAUGGCAUCAUAUCCAAAAUCAUAAUGGCAUAAGUAAUUUCAAGGCUA